Molecule: messenger RNA, 1113 nt
Organism: Hevea brasiliensis (rubber tree)
Lineage: Eukaryota; Viridiplantae; Streptophyta; Magnoliopsida; Malpighiales; Euphorbiaceae
Product: (+)-neomenthol dehydrogenase-like
Exons: 5
Coding region: 109-1005 (298 amino acids)
Cellular component (GO): membrane
Molecular function (GO): oxidoreductase activity, acting on the CH-OH group of donors, NAD or NADP as acceptor
Source: RefSeq, a predicted model, not a curated record
UGAUUUGGGAAAAGCUCAGAAUGCAAUGGUAAAAUUUGAGAUUUUUUUUAUUCCGUUUAAGAACAGGUUCUACUCUCCUGGUGCUCAUAUCUCGAUUUCUCAUCAUCUAUGGCAGAAUCAACUAGAAGGUGUGCAGUUGUUACAGGGGCAAACAAAGGGCUCGGAUGGGGAAUAGUAAAACAGUUGGCAUCAAAUGGAAUCAUGGUGGUAUUGACAGCCAGAGACGAAAAGAGAGGUCUUGAAGCUGUUGAAAAACUCAAAGGGUUUGGUCUCUCUGAUCAUGUGGUUUUCCAUCAGCUUGAUGUGACGGACACUGCAAGCAUUGCAUCACUGGCAGAAUUCAUCAAGACCCAAUUUGGAAAACUUGAUAUAUUGGUGAACAAUGCAGGAGUUGGAGGAACCACGAUAGACUACGAGAAAUUAGCAACUUUGAGCAUUUCUGGAACCGAGGAAGAUGUGCAGAAUGUUUGGAGUAAAGUAUUGAUCCAAAACUACGAAUUAGCAGAAGAAUGCCUCAACGUAAACUACUACGGAGCGAAAAGAACAGCUGAAGCUCUUAUUUCCCUGCUCCAGCUAUCCGACUCUCCAAGGAUUGUGAACAUUUCUUCCACCAUGGGAAUGUUGAAGUAUAUAUCCAAUGAAUGGGCUAAAGGAGUGCUAAGCGAUGCUGAUAGGCUUUCAGAGGAUAGAAUAGAUGAGAUUUUGAGUAAAUUCCUGAGAGAUUUCAAGGAGGAUUCUUUAGAAACCAAGGGGUGGCCUACGUUUCUGUCAGCCUAUAUAAUCUCAAAAGCAGCCAUGAAUGCUCACACGAGGAUUCUAGCCAAAGAGUACCCCAAUUUCUCCAUCAACUGCAUAUGUCCUGGCUCUGUGAAAACAGAUAUGACUAAUGACAAGGGCAUGUUUUCUGUUGAAGAAGGAGCUGCAUAUCCUGUGAGAUUGGCGCUGCAGCCUCAUGGCGGACCUUCUGGUCUCUUCUUUCUUCUGGAUCAGCCACAUUCUUUCUGAUAAUAUAAUUUGUACUUAGAAAUAAAAAUAACAGAAGUUGUAACUUUAUGACUCAAAUUGAAAUUAUGCUAUGCUCAAUAGUUGUGACGUUAAUUAAUCAAGAUAAAA